Molecule: messenger RNA, 1004 nt
Organism: Bactrocera dorsalis (oriental fruit fly)
Lineage: Eukaryota; Metazoa; Arthropoda; Insecta; Diptera; Tephritidae
Product: nucleoplasmin-like protein
Exons: 3
Coding region: 183-665 (160 amino acids)
Biological process (GO): chromatin remodeling
Cellular component (GO): nucleoplasm; nucleolus; cytoplasm
Molecular function (GO): RNA binding; histone binding; chromatin binding
Source: RefSeq, a predicted model, not a curated record
GUCACAUUUCACAUUUCAGUCUAGCACUUUAAAAGACUUGAUAUUCAUUUAUAUUUGCCGCUUUCUUUGAAUACAUUUUCGUGUGUGUUGGUUCUGGUGGUUGGCACGUGUAGUGUUUGACUAAAAAUUAGUAAAAAAGUACAAAAAAUCUGACAUUGAAAAAUAUUUAAUCUCUACUAAAAAUGGAGCGAGAGGAAUUCUAUGGAGUGACGCUUAGCGAAAAGGAACCUUUGGCGCAAUAUGAAAUGGAAGAGCCAACUACUACCGCCGAAGACCAAAAAUUGGUAAUCAAGCAGAUUUGCCUUGGUGCUGAAGCUAAAAACGGCGAAUUCAAUGUAGUACAGGUGGAAACAAGAAUUAAUCAAAAAGAGACAUUAAAAAUACCAAUUGCGGUGCUUAAAGCUGGAGAAACGCGCGCAUUACGUCCGAAUGUAGAAUUCUUGAAUACUUCAGUGACAUUCAAGCUAAUUCAGGGGACAGGGCCCGUUCAUAUGUACGGUCAAAAUUUAUAUGGCCAAAAUUUAUACGGUGAAAACUCUGUUGAGUAUGGUGAAGUCCCUUGGUCUGAAAAUGAAGAAAUGGAUGAUGAAGAUGAUGAUGAAUAUGAUGAAGAAGUGUCACCGCCACCACAAACAAAUGGAAAAAAUGGCCAUAAAAGAAAAUGAAUGUAAAUUGCAUUCAGCAGUAAGAAAUUAAUGGUUAUACCCAAGUUAAGUUUAUUACAUAAAAGGAUUGUAAUAGAAAUCAUAUUUUUGUAUAUUUAAAAUAAGAAUAUUGACCGUAUGUCGAAAGUUUGCUACCUUUAAAAUAAUUAAAAGGAAAAUGUAUUAGUGUACUAUGGAAUGAUGAUAAAAAUUAAUACAAUAAGGAAACAAAUUUUAACUACGAAAGUAAUUUUUAUAUUAGAAAAAGUAAUUUCAAUUUUACUGUACAACUUCCAUUUAUUUUCUUAUAUAGUAAUAAUAUUAACUCUAUUAAUAAGAGACUUUUCUAAACGAAAACCA